AGACGUAAUAACUUACAUACUACGAUAGGUAAACAAAAAAACAGACGUACACUUUAAGUUGAAAACAGCCGUAAAUGGCCGACAACCGAUCACUGUCAACGGCAAAACGAACAUCGAAUGCAGCCAAGGAACAGCCGUUGAUAAAAGUUUUGUCAGGUAGAUCUCACGAUCCUUGUCCAGGAUAUCAUCGUUCUGCUGCUGUAUGAGGUCGGUGUGAAGAAUAAGC
Messenger RNA from Acanthoscelides obtectus, 226 nucleotides. NCBI's taxonomy places the organism in Eukaryota, Metazoa, Arthropoda, Insecta, Coleoptera, Chrysomelidae. The record is from the annotation of a GenBank genome assembly.